AUGGGUAAGUCUACGGAGGAAAAACUUUUUCGUUACAUUAAGGCUGGGAAACUACAUCGCGUACGAUCGCUUUUUAAGAAAUACAAACCAUCUUACUUAACUACUAUUGUGGAUCGUAAAGGAAGGUCUGCUCUCCAUGCUUCUUGUCUUCUCGGAAAUGAUGCGAUAAUGAGGUUACUUUUGAAAAACGGAGCAGAUGUGGAAGUUAUAGACAGCGAUGGGAAUACACCUCUUCACUUUGCUUUGAAAUACGCUUCAGAAACUUCGCGGAUUUCUGCAUUCAAUGACUUGAUUGUACCGUUAUUAAAUUUAUGUAGUCGUCAAGUUCUUGACAUGAAAAAUAGCGACGGAAAAACAGCAAGGGAAUGUCUUACUCAGUUAAAAAGAGCCUACUGUCAGCGGCGAGAGGAAGAAGAGGCUCUGAGAAAACGGCAAUGGAGAAUUGAAAUGGAGGAGAUGUCAAAACAAGAGGAGGAAUUAGAAUGGCAACGGAAGUUGCAGUUUGAAGUUGGUCAAGAAGAUUUUUGUAAAUACAGCGAGGAAGAUUACCACGGAUCAGCUCACGAGUCUUAUGAUGAAUGGGUUGAGAGGAUUGUGCAUGAAAGGCGACAAAAGAAGGCUUCAAGUGAAAGAAAACAACACAAAGAAGCAGAAAGGAAAAGAUAUGAGAAACAAGAAGAGGCAAGAAAGAGGACAAAAGAGCUUGAGCAGGAACAUGAGGCUUACAUGACGCAAAUGUCAGUUGAACGUCAAAAAUUAAAACUGGCAGCAUCUCAGACUGAGUAUGAAACCCAAUGUCAAACAAUCUUUGACAGUGGUUUAAGGACAGAUCUUACGUUUACUGAUAUACCCUGGCCUGGAGAACUAGGUGAUGCUACAGAAAUGAUUAAUCUUAUUGUUAAGUGGUCAGAAAUGAUAUCGGAAGAAGAAGGAAGAAAGAAGUUUUUGAAAGAACAGCAAGUAAGGUGGCACCCGGAUAAAUUUCUGCAAAAAUGCGGUAAUAGACUCUAUACUGGUGACAAAGAAAGGAUUGUUGAGCAAGUUAAAAAACUAUCUCAAGAAAUUAAUUCACUGUUAGAUUGA
Porites evermanni is the source of this 1083-nucleotide messenger RNA. Lineage: Eukaryota; Metazoa; Cnidaria; Anthozoa; Scleractinia; Poritidae. The record is from the annotation of a GenBank genome assembly.